ACAAGGGGCAUAGCCCAAACAAGUCUGACCACUCGGUGGAGAGGCUACUCAAUAAGAGGACCUGAAGGACUUCCCAUGGGCGUGAGGGAAAUUGCACACGCCAUCCGGGGAAGUGGACCAGGAAAUCGCUUCUUGUUUUUCAAACGGCAACUAGGCUCUAGGGGAUGGUUCGGUAAGGCUAGGUGGAGUACAGCUCUGGAGGCUAAACUUGAGCAAAGGAGUGGCCAGUCCUGUUGUUCAUAAUGAAGCCCGUCCUGCUGUCCCCUGAGUGUCUGUGAGGUUGCCCAAGAAGGCUGCGGGGCCAAUGGCCCCGUAGUGAAAAGCAGAAGUUUCUCCACAUCUGUUGAGAACAGGCUCCUAGAGACAACAGUGGUGAACAGGCAAAACAACUCGAAUCUGAAGAAAUGAAAGCUCCAAGGACAGUUGCGUUCUGCUUGGUGCUUAUUGUGAUGUGUUCUCCAGAAGCGACGUGGAGCACGACUGUACAGCCCAUUGUUCACCCUUUGAUUCUCCAUGAACAUGAACUAGCAGGGGAAGAGCCAGUGAGGCAGAAAAGAGCAGCUGCAGUGGGUGGUCCUGUGGAGGAAGAAUACACCGUGGAUAUUGAGAUCAGUUUUGAAAACAUCUCCUUCCUGGAGUCUGUCAAAGCUCACUUGAACAGCCUCAGUUUUCCACUUCAAGGAAACAGCACUGACCCAACCUCCGACAUCGUGAGCAUAGCAGUGACAACAGUGUGCACACCUGCUGGAAAUGACCUCUUGUGUUCCUGUGAAAAAGGCUAUGUUUGGCCUCGGGAAAGGUGUCUCCACAGUCUCACUUGUCAAGAGCAUGACGGUGCCCUGUCAGGCCACUCCUGCAGUUGUCUGAAAGGACUUCCUCCCCAGGGACCUUUCUGCCAGCUCCCAGACGCAUAUAUUACUUUAAAAAUCAAAGUCAGACUGAACAUAGGAUUUCAAGAAGACCUCAAGAACUCCUCCUCUGCCCUCUAUAGGUCCUACAAGACUGACCUGGAAAGAGCGUUCCGAGAGGGUUACAAAAUUUUACCAGGAUUCAGAUCGGUGACUGUGACACAGUUCACCAAAGGCAGCGUGGUUGUGAACUAUGAGGUCCAGUUAAAGUCGGCGCCACUGCCUGGAUCAAUUCACAAAGCCCAUGAGCAGGUCACACAGAACCUCAACCAAACUUACAGAAUGGACUACAACUCUUUCCAAGGAAUGCCGAGCAAUGAAACAAAGUUCACUGUUACCCCGGAAGUCAUCUUUGAAGGAGACCGUGUAAUCCUGGAGUGUGAAACUGAAAUCUUGCACGCCAAUGCAUCUUGGUACCAUGGAGAGAAACGCUUUGAGACCCAGAAUGGCAGCAGAUUCUCCAUUCACACCUCCACCCUCAACAACAUGAGCUUGGUCUCCAGCCUCACCAUAUAUAACUUCACGAAGCAAGAUGCAGGUGAAUAUCGGUGCAAGCUGACAUUGGAUAUUUUUGAAUAUGGGGACGCCAAAAAGCUAGAUGUCACUCCCAUUCGGAUUUUGGCCAAGGAAGAAAGGAAGGUGGUGUGUGACAGCAACCCUAUAUCGCUGAAUUGCUGCAGUGAGAAUGUUGCCAACUGGAGUAGUAUUGAAUGGAAGCAGGAAGGCAAAAUAAGAAUUGUAGGGGUCCCCGAAACAGACCUAGACUCUAGCUGCAGCACUUACACCCUCAAGGCAGAUGGCACCCAGUGUCCCAGUGGGUCUUCUGGAACAACAGUCACCUACACAUGUGAGUUCGUCAGUCCCUACGGAGCCAGAGGCAGUAAGAACAUAGCUGUGACAUUCAUCUCUAUAGGAGAUAAUUCCAGCUACAAAGGGGAAGUGUCCGAGUCCCUAAGGCAUGUGAUGGAAGUGAGUACAGUUCAGAGCACCACCCGGAACAGCCUAGAAACAAGUAAAGCCCAGGAGCAGCAAGCCAACCUAACAAUAACCCCGGACCCAAUUUCUGUUUCUGAGGGACAAAGCUUUUCUAUAACAUGCCUCAGCGAUGUGAGUAACUACGAUGAGGUAUACUGGAACAUUUCAGCUGGUAUUAAAAUCCACCCAAGGUUUUAUACCAUGCGGAGUUAUCAGGGUGGAGCGGAGUCCGUGCUGACUGUGAAGACCUCCACCAAGGAGUGGAAUGGAACCUACCACUGCAUAUUUCGAUAUAAGAAUUCAUACAGUAUCGCCACCAAGGAUGUCACGGUUCACCCAUUGCCCCUGGAGUCAGACAUCAUGAUGGACCCUUUGGAAGCCAGUGGCCUGUGGUCCAGUCCCCAUCAGUUCAAGUGCUGUGUGGAGGAGGAGCGAGGGCAAGAGUACAUCGUGACUUUCCAUGUCGACUCCUCAUACUUCCCUGCCGAAAGAGAAGUCAAUGGCAAGCAAGCAUGCUACAAAUACAGCCUGCCACCAAACUUCCUUUCCCGGUGUCCCAAAAGCAUCAACGUGUUUUGCCACUUUACCAAUGCGGUCAACACCUCAGUCCGGAGCCCAUCCAUGAAGCUUACCCUUGUUCCAGGGGAGAAUAUCACAUGCAGGGAUCCUGUAAUAGGUAUCGGGGAGCCUGGGAAAGUGAUUCAGAAGCUGUGCCAGUUCUCAAGUGUUGCCAGAAGCCCCGGCCAGAUCAUCGGUGGGAUCAUCACGUACAAAUGUGUGGGCUCCCAGUGGAAGGAGGAGAAAAGGGGUUGCAUCUCAGCCCCAAUCAACGGUUUGCUCAAGCUGGCCAAGGCUUUGAUCAAGAGCCCCUCCCAGGACCAGAAGCUCCCUGCAUUCCUGAGGGACCUCUCUGUUAGUGCUGGGAAGGAGGAACAGGAUAUCCGCUCAUCUCCAGGGAGCCUGGGAGCCAUCAUCAGCAUCCUUGAUUUGCUCUCAACAGUUCCAACCCAAGUGAACUCGGAGAUGAUGAGGGAUGUGCUUGCUACCAUUAAUGUCAUCUUAGACAAGUCCACCUUGAACUCCUGGGAGAAGUUACUAGAGCAACAGAGCAACCAGAGCUCUCAGUUCCUGCAUUCAGUGGAAAGGUUUACCAAAGUGCUACAGCUGGGAGGCAAAACUCCUCCAUCCUUCUUCCACCCUAACGUUCAGAUGAAGAGCAUGAUCAUAAAACAUGGCCACCCCCAAGUCUACCAACAGAAGUUUGUCUUCCCAGACUCCGACCUGUGGGGUGAUGUCGCCAUCGAUGAGUGUCAGCUGGGAAACUUGCAGCCUGAUUCGUUUAUUGUCACUAUGGCUUUCCCGACUCUCAAGGCCAUCCUUGGCAAGGAUGCACAGAAAAAGACACCUUCCCACAGCCUAGUGAUGACAACCACUGUCAGCCACAGCAUCAUCAAGCCAUUUAGGAUUUCCAUGACUUUUAAGAACAACCAUCCUUCAGGUGGCAAGCCACAGUGUGUUUUCUGGAACUUCAGCCUUGACAGCUAUACAGGGGGUUGGGACAGCAGUGGCUGUUCUAUGGAGGAUGAUGGUAGGGACAGUAGGGACAGGGUGUUUUGCAAAUGUAACCACCUGACAUCAUUCUCCAUCCUCAUGUCCCCAGACUCCCCAGAUUCAGAAUCUCUCCUAAAAGUACUUCUGGAUAUCAUUACUUACAUCGGAUUAGGGUUUUCCAUCUUCAGCUUAGCGGCCUGUAUAGUGGUGGAAACCAUGGUGUGGAAAUCCGUGACCAAGAAUCGGACUUCCUACAUGCGGCACAUCUGCAUAGUUAACAUUGCUCUUUGCCUUCUGCUUGCUGACAUCUGGUUUAUUGUGGCUAGUGCUAUCCACAAUGGUCACUACCCACUCAACAAAACAGCCUGCGUGGCUGCCACCUUCUUCAUUCACUUCUUCUACCUCAGCGUCUUCUUCUGGAUGCUAACCCUGGGCCUCAUGCUCUUCUACCGCCUGAUUUUCAUUCUGCAUGAUGCAAGCAAGUCCACCCAGAAAGCCAUUGCCUUCACCGUAGGCUACGGCUGCCCACUCAUCAUCUCAUCCAUCACAGUGGGGGUCACCCAGCCGCAGGAAGUCUACAUGAGGAAGAAUGCAUGUUGGCUCAACUGGGAGGACACCAGAGCACUUCUGGCUUUUGCCAUCCCAGCCUUGAUUAUCGUGGUGGUGAAUGUGAGCAUCACGGUCGUGGUCAUCACCAAGAUCCUGAGACCUUCCAUCGGAGACAAGCCAGGCAAGCAGGAGAAGAGCAGCCUGUUCCAGAUCAGCAAGAGCAUCGGGGUCCUCACGCCACUCUUGGGGCUCACUUGGGGUUUUGGUCUUGCCACAGUGAUCCAGGGGAGUAAUGCUGUGUUCCACAUCAUAUUCACCCUCCUCAAUGCCUUCCAGGGGCUCUUCAUUUUACUCUUUGGCUGCCUCUGGGAUCAGAAGGUGCAGGAAGCUUUGCUGCAUAAGUUUUCGUUGUCAAGAUGGUCUUCUCAGCACUCAAAGUCGACAUCCCUAGGUUCAGCUACACCCGUGUUUUCUAUGAGCUCUCCAAUAUCCAGAAGAUUUAAUAAUCUUUUUGGUAAAACAGGCACAUAUAACGUUUCCACCCCAGAAACAACCAGUUCAUCCGUGGAAAAUUCCUCCAGUGCUUACUCGCUGCUCAACUAGGACCAGACAAAGCCAAAUCUGCAGGACCACUCAGAAACAGGGCAGACUUGUGCUGAGAAAAAGGGACCCAUUCCCAUCUAUGGGUUAAGUGUUCUCUCUGCAGACUGCUGGAAGCCGAUGCUGAAGAGACUUGGUGACUCGGUAACGAGGAUGCUCUCUUCUGUACAGACAAACUAAAAGCAAUUGCCAUGUUUAUUUUGUGCCUCCAUCCCUUGUGUAAUGCCAAAUAUGUAUAGUAUUUAAAAGAAAUCCCCCAAGGCCCGACUUUUCUAUAUGUACUGUAAAAUAGAAUUUUGAAGAGAGUUUUUCUUCCUCCCUUCCCCAGAGUGCCCCUCCCCACCACUGGCUACAAAAAUAAGUAUUGACUGAAGCCCUAAGUAAGAAGCUAGUACUCAGGAGUUCAGUGAAUUCAAGGAAGAAAGAAAGGGUUGGAGGAAGGAAGGAAGGAAGGAAAGAAGGAAGGAAGGAAGGGAGGGAGAAUAAGGUAGAAAGCAUUAGGGAGCAAAUUUGAGGUUCCCACAUCAAGAUCUAAUAUGAUCACUCAGGUAUCACUGAGACAGCACUGAGGAUGGAAAUGUAUGGCUUAAAAAUGGACAAUGGAAUAAAGUCACAGGGGACAAGCAUUGCUAAUACUUCCCAGUAAAAGUUUAGACUCCAAGACAGAGGAGAAAUAAAAAGGGAAUCAGGCCAUGGGGAUGCUUCUGGCAGGAUAAUAAUAUUUGCAAGCAAUGUACCCAAGGAGACACAUAGCCUCGUGACAAGGACAUGCAUAUGAACCUCUGCGUGUCAGGGCCUGGGCAAAGCAGGAUGAGCACGCAGAGGAAAUGUGCCAGCAACACUGUCAGAGCCAAGUAAGGAUUCAUCUCUCAGGCCUGUCAGAAAAGCACUGUGUGUUAGUUUGUUGGGUUAGUUUGUUGGACAGUUUGAAAGCAACGCUUGUAUAUGUCUAUAUUAUACCCAGUUAUUGACAAGAUUGACAUAUUGCACUGAACUCAGACUCCACAUCUGUCUUUAUGUAACAGCUUUAACCAGGUACUUUCUGUGCAUUAUAGAAUAGAUUCUAAUGGUUGCAUAGCGUGUACAGUUUUAUUAUUGUUGUUGUGAUAUCACCAUGAUAGUGGAGAUGAUGGCCCUUGGUGUGCUGUACAGCUUGCUGUGUGCUGUCUGUUCCUGAUCUUAUAACUUCCCAGGCCAAUAUACAUUCAGAGUGUCUAUGGUCUGACCUGUGUUCAUUACAGCCACUUGGAAGGCGUCUGGAGAAAAAGUACACACUAGGCUCUUCUGUGCUCCCAGGAACACUUUGCUUUGAUAAGCAAAUGGCAGGGUUCCUCCUAAGGCUUAGGUUGCUCUUGAAUUUAUACCUACGUGGGUUUUAUAUGUGUGUCUCUCAAAAAUACACACAUUUACUAAAACUCCAUCCAUGUGAGAGCUCGCCACGUUCAGUAACCAAGAGCAGUCAUACGGUUCAUAUCAAAGAGUGUGGUAUUAAAGAUGGUGUUUCUUCAUUCAUUUCGCAUUGCUAUAGGUAGAUACAGUGUCGAAAGCAACUUAAGGGAGAUAAGGUUUGUUUGGGCUCAUACUUCAAAAUGCAGUCCACUGCCGUGGGGAAAGCAUGGCCGAGGAGCAUGUGUCAGCCCAGUGUCAGCUCAGCAGUCUGGAAGUAAGUAACAGGAAGUGGGAAGGGCUAUGAACACUCACAGCCCGCCCCCUCCCUGUAGCCAGGCUCCACCUCCUAAAGGUUCCAUCAUCUUCCCAAACAGCACCCACAACCUGGUCAGGGACAGGGCAGGGAUUCAAAUACAGGAGCCUACAGGGCACAUUUCUCAUUCAACAACAAACAGCAGGCUCUCCAGGGUGGAUCAGGGUGGAUGGGCAGUGUUGGGUUUUGAGGAAUCAAAACCACUGAGUGCCCUUCAUUGGGAAGACAGGAGAGAGGAGUCUGAACUCUAGCCAUCACUCACUGACCUAGAGUCUGAAAGUUUGUCUUUAAUAUUUUUUAGCACUUUAUAAUCUCUUCCUUUUAGCUCUAAGCAUUGCUGUUCUUCAUAGAGGAAGAGGCAGGUGGGAAGACAAGGUCCCUUCCACGGCUUUUCAUUCCCACAUAAGUCCCAACUUAGUGCUGUUAUUUAAAGUCCUUACAGGGAACCAACAUUGGCACGCAAAUGUGGAUGAGUUCUCUAGGGAGUCUCCAACAUAGGACAAGAGUUCAGUAGAGAGAGAACAGCAGAGUCUAAGAUGAGGCAUCCCUUGGACCAGAGAAGGAGUGAUGGAGACUGGUUCAGCUCCCUGACUUAUGUUAAGGAGCACUGAGCCAGGACUGUUGCACAGCAUGGCAGGACAGCCUGGACAUCGGGGAAGCUGGGGAUGUGUUACUCAAGAAUGCCAAGGCCCAAGGAGCACUGAACUUUGGUUCACUUCACUUUUGCCCCUUGGGAGCCAUUGGGCUUGACCCUGUGAAGAGAAUCUCCAUCAGGGCAUAAUAGCAGGAACUUGCAGCUGAAUUCCAUAGGAUGUGGAUCUGGCCCUCUGCCUGCUUUCAUUCACAGGGACACGUUCCCCCAUCCCCAGCACGCAUGCCCACAAACUCUAAUGCACACACAAAUUCAUACACAGACCCCACAAACUGACAGAGGCAUACUGAACACACACAUAUACAUACCCAGGCUCCUAUGAACACACGUGGACACCCAAAAUUCACAGGCAUACAUGUACAGAUGUUUUCGUGUGAACUGCCACAUCUCUGUCCCAACUGAAUGGCUCAUUAUUUAAAAUUCCUAAAGGAAGUUUGUUAGUUUGUAAAUGCAAGAUUCAGCAGGGGGCCAUUCUUCUUGGGACAGACAUGUACAUAUUCAUGCCAACAUUAACACACAUAGAGACCCUGGGCCUUUUAAGGCACAGCUUUGGAUUCCAGAAAAGGCAGCUGGAGAUAUGGCUCAGUGGUUAAGAACGUGUAUUGAUCUUACAGAGGAAUCCCAAGGUUCGGUUCCAAGCACCCAUGUUGGGCAGCUCAUCACCACCUGUUACUCCAGCUGAGGGCCAUCUGUUACCCUCCUCUUGACUUUGAGGGUACUCACACACACAUAUCCCCCUCCCUGGCACACCCAUUUACACAUAAUUAAAGUUUUAAAAAUAAAUUCCAGAAAAAUCUAUGUGACAAAGCAUGGGAAGGAGUACUUAGUGGUUUUCUGCUCACAAUUCCACACUGACCUUUACUAAAAGUAAACAUUGAAUCCAAAAUUGUAAAAGAUGCAAGCACACAGGUCUGUGCAUUGCGUGAAAGCCAGAGCCUGCACCCAGUUCAGCAGCAGCAAGGCAUUCACUGUGCCAGAGGAGUGUUCAGUUACUAAGGUGUCAAGUGAACCCCGUUCACUUUGCUAAGAGAGUGCUUCCUGCUGCCCGCAUUCUCCACAUCUUUUAUUGUGUAAAGUAAAUUCCACGGGCUCCAACUUUCUUUCCUUAAUGGACUUUCCAUCAAGGCUCUUUCUUGCAAGAAGAUCUAUGCUAAUGUUUUGGAGGUUGUGAAGUUGGAGGACUCAGAACCGCACAAUCAAUACACAACAAUACUCUCAGGGACUACUCUAAGCAUCACACAUCAUCUCCCAGAGUGUAGGUCACUAAGGGAAGAAAUGAAGAAAUGCAAUGGGAAGCCAGAGGCUUUCAUGAUUUGUGCAGAGUCCUCCAGAAAGGUCUUUGUCAGAAGAAAAUGUACAUGGAGAUAAGAAAGAAUACAGCAGCCAGUCAGUGUGGAGGAAGACAUAGGAGAGUUAAUCCAGGUGAGUGGAACAGCAAGUCUCAGCCAGUUAGGAAGACAGAAGAAAAUUACCUGAGCUAUUUAUGGAGGGAUUAAGUGUUUUAUCUGUGGAUGUAGAGGUGUCGUGACAUGGGGCACUUGCACCCCAAAGAGAAAGCCAGUGACCCAGCCCAAUAGAAGCCUUGUUCCUUGAGCGUCCACAAGGGGGGAAGCUUGGAGCAGACAUCUAUUUCUUGCUUAUUUUUAAAGACAACAGAAACAGCAUUUCUAUUGCAAUCAGCUGCGGUGGAUGUCUUGAAGUUUAACUCUGAGUUUAAAUCACACCCUAUUAAUAAGUCAGUGUAUAGUGAUGCUUUCCUUCCUGAAAAUAAAAUAGCUAAUGAUUUCCCGAA
Messenger RNA from Phodopus roborovskii (desert hamster), 8729 nucleotides. It is a transcript of the gene Adgrf5, whose product is annotated as adhesion G protein-coupled receptor F5. The transcript has 22 exons. Gene Ontology annotation, cellular component: membrane. Bases 405 to 4586 code for a protein of 1393 amino acids. The record is from RefSeq and is a predicted model, not a curated record. Gene Ontology annotation, molecular function: G protein-coupled receptor activity. Gene Ontology annotation, biological process: G protein-coupled receptor signaling pathway; cell surface receptor signaling pathway. Lineage: Eukaryota; Metazoa; Chordata; Mammalia; Rodentia; Cricetidae.